GUUCAUGCCCCUGCGCCAUGUCACCACCACAAGCAACAAUAUGUGUCUCCUCUAGACACCAUACUAUCCGACCGCACCAUGUAGUGCUGUUGACGAUCAUCGAGAAACUUUUUACUACACGCGAGAAUGAACUGCCAUCCGACUUCGUGCUGCAUGCAUAUCGCAUACUAUUGCAAGAGAUUGCUGAGGUUGCGAAGCCGCGAUCGCUCGAGGACCUCAUGACGGAGCUCGCGCGAUGGAAGGGAGAGGGGGAUCGGAUGGAUGUCUCGAUGUUCUUGGAUGGGUUGGAGAUGGAGAAGCACCAGGAGCUCAGGUCCAUGGAAGCUUUCAACGACUUCAUGAGGCGCAUCUCCACUUUCACGAAGAGCGCGGUAGAUGAGGACGAAGAGACCGGCUAUAUCAUGGCUCGCCGAUCCAUCUUUGGCUUCUUCACACGUCGCAUGUAUAUAUCCUACUUGAAGCUCUCCCCUACAGGCGUUCGCAAGCUGCAGGACCAGUACUUGGCGUGGUGCACGAAGAAGAGGAUUCCAGACAGCUAUUCGGACCACGACAAGUCGUUCUUCACGAAGAACAGCAUCCUGAUGUUCAGGACGUCGGAUGAUAAUAGGGCUUAUGCGGUCUCGGACCCUUUGGAGAUUGCAGAGAAAGGGAUGAUUGUGGGAGAAGUAAUGACGACGACAGACCAGCUGCAUCAGUUCUUCAACCAGCGAUUCCACGAUGCAAACCAAUCAGGUCUGCGGCAACAUGAUGCGCUUGCGAAUGCGAGGGCUCAUUUCUUGCGCGGCGAAUAUGGCACUUGUCGGAGGUAUCUUGCGGACUGCAUCCCUUUAGCGCGAACACUGGCCGAUAAGGUUACACUGCAAGCCGCGCUUGGAUUGCAGCAUCGAAUACCCCAAGACGACAGCGACCGAUUACCUCUAAACGAUAUCCAGCCGCACUUGCACCCAUUCGAGCUCCUAGCAGAUGUGAAGAAGCUACUGAACGACCAACAUGGCCAACCACUUUUCUGCUCCUUCCGCCGAAUUUUUGAAGCGAUGGCUCUCUUCGACCAGUGGAUUGAGCAGCACAAGGAAAACUUCAUACCGUCCGAACAGUGGGGCCCGCAUGCCGUGCAGUCGGUCGUCUGGGAUGCGGCUGGCUGCGUGAGGGUAGCUGCGCUCGAGGAGCAGUCCGUGCUUGCUUUCACGAAUAUCGGGGACGUAGAUAACAAUCGCAUCACCGUCCUGCUAAAUCGAGCAUAUAAGAUAGCUCGUCAAGGCAGGUACUCAGAGGGCUUGACAUUACUGCUUGAACCCUCUGUUUGGCGCGGCCUGACGAUGCAUGACUAUACGGAGUGGUGCCAUGAGAUAUGGCACAUAUUAGCCCUGCGUGCGUCUCGAAGAGGGCAAAUGCACAUGUACCGCGACUUCUUGAUACCCAGAGCGCCCGAAGACUUCAACCCGAGGAACUACACCUUAAGCAAUUCUUUGAAGAGGAAAGCGGGGAUCAUGGAUAACUUAAUCCACGUCAUGUCGAUGCGGGCGGUCGAUCAAGCAUCGUACACGAUGGACAGCUUGCUGAGUGCAGUAUGGCAUACCGAGUUUCUCGGGCGCAUGGACUUCUAUAGACCGGCGAUUAUGCUUCUGGCGGAUGUCUCCCUGGAAUUCGAGAUGGCAAGACGAAGUAGGAGGUUGAUAGAAGAAAUCAUGCCCCAGGUCAUUAACGGUGAUGAUCUCGAGCAACGUGCUUUCGCAUGCUUUAUGCUCGCGCGGUGUAUCAUAGCGGAAGGGAAGCAGUCCAGGGAAGCGCUGCUUGAAGGCCUGCAGUGGCUACCUACGGCUGAGCAGGACUACAAAACCUUGGAGAUGUACCAGUCGCAAAUGGACGUACAGUAUCUCAUUUCCGUGAUCUACCACAACCUGGAUAUGGAGGCUGAACGCGACGCGGCCGCGGAUCGACACGCGGCAACCGCGCGUGUAUUCAAGGCGCAGGAGGAUGUUUUAGUUGACAAGGAGACGGAGGAGAUCUUGGAUGUAGUAGCGUCGAUAGGUGCAGCAUUAGCAGGACGAUGAAUGUAUACCACGAUGAGAAAAACCGUUGGAAAGACGCGCCUCGACGCGAU
Molecule: messenger RNA, 2101 nt
Organism: Schizophyllum commune H4-8
Lineage: Eukaryota; Fungi; Basidiomycota; Agaricomycetes; Agaricales; Schizophyllaceae
Exons: 16
Coding region: 18-2051 (677 amino acids)
Biological process (GO): positive regulation of mitotic metaphase/anaphase transition; anaphase-promoting complex-dependent catabolic process; protein K11-linked ubiquitination
Cellular component (GO): anaphase-promoting complex
Source: RefSeq, a predicted model, not a curated record